This is a messenger RNA of Gadus macrocephalus (Pacific cod), 3538 nucleotides long. Its product is annotated as frizzled-5-like. Lineage: Eukaryota; Metazoa; Chordata; Actinopteri; Gadiformes; Gadidae. The transcript has a single exon. Bases 954 to 2855 code for a protein of 633 amino acids. Gene Ontology annotation, molecular function: Wnt receptor activity; Wnt-protein binding. The record is from RefSeq and is a predicted model, not a curated record. Gene Ontology annotation, cellular component: plasma membrane. Gene Ontology annotation, biological process: non-canonical Wnt signaling pathway; canonical Wnt signaling pathway.
GGGGGGGGGGGGGGCACGCGUAUGAAGCGUCUGUUAUCUUCGUUUUUACAGCGUGGGACCCUCUAUGUCGCCUUGCAACUUUACUUUACAGGAAGAGCCUUCUGAGAUUAAACUCCGUUCAGUUGAAGUGGGCUCGCGGAGACCGGAGAACGGACCGCGCGCGAGGCGACAGUGAAGAAAUAGGAGGCACGUGACGUGGAUCUCUGUGCGCGCGAGACGGGACGUGUGCACGACAAGCGGGAAGGAGGUCAAACCUUCGGACGUCCCGGCGUCGGUUCAAGCUUUUUCUGACCCGUUGCGUGUGCUCAGUGGUCCCGAACCUGCAGCACGAGUGUCGCUGCGUCUUACGGGACCCCCCGGUGUGUCGUGUUGUGACGCACGUGAAGCAGGACAGGGGGGAGGAGGGGGGUACGCCUCCGUGCGUCUCCUCCACGAUCGAUGAUGACCUCCCGGGUCUCGAGCGGAACGGGCCUCGACUCCUAUUGGAUCGUUCUGCGUGGAUUGGGCGUGGUCGCGGCCAGAGCCCGCUGGGAAGGUCCGAGGCGCUCGAGGUGACGGACAGUCGGACUCAGGGCACGGGACGGGGCGGGGGCACACGCAGAGACCUCGCGCGCUGUGGGUUCGUGAAUGAUUAAACGGGUUCGAUUUCGAUGAUUUGCCGGCGUUCGAUAUGUCUUUUGGAGGAUGAAAAGGAGAUGACCUGGUGGGACACCUGAUGCGGCCUGGAGGCACCGACCAGGCUGGAUCUGGGAACACCGGACCCCGGUUCUAACUUCCCCUAAGCACGGGACUCCCUCCGUGGACGAUGUCCAGCACGCGCAACAACACUUUGUGUUACUCUGGAAUCGCCGUAGCCCUUACCUUAGUGUAAAGCUCCCUUACGGAGUUCAUCUCAGUGUCGAACUGAAGCGAGGAACUUAACCAACAACCUCUCAGGCUCAUCAGAGCUCGUGAUGGAAUCCAUCCCCGUCUCCGUCGCUAAUGCGCGCGCAAAGCCGGCGUCGCCGCGCACGCCGUUGCCGCGCACGCCGUUUCCGCUUCUGCCGCUUCUGCCGCUUCUGCUGCUGCACCUGCCGCGGCUCGCGACGGCCGCCGCCUUCAAGGAGAUGACGUGCGAGCCCAUCACGGUGCCCAUGUGCCGCGACGUGGGCUACAACCUGACGCACAUGCCCAACCAGUUCCACCACUACAGCCAGGAGGAGGUGGGGCUGGAGGUGCACCAGUUCUGGCCGCUGGUGCGGAUCCGCUGCUCGCCGGACCUGCUCUUCUUCCUGUGCAGCGUGUACACGCCCAUCUGCAUGCCCGACUACGGCCGCCCGCUGCCGCCCUGCCGCGCGGUGUGCGAGCGCGCCAAGCGCGGCUGCUCGCCGCUCAUGCGGCAGUACGGCUUCCAGUGGCCGCCGCGCAUGAGCUGCGAGCGGCUGCCGCGCCAGGGGGACCCUCUGCAGCUCUGCAUGGACCGCAACGCCAGCGACGAGCGGCCCCCCGCCGCCACCUCCGCCGCCCCGCCCCCGUCCAAACCCCCCCCCCACCUCCUCCUCCCCGCCGCCGCCCCCCCGCGCCGACGCCCCGCCCCCUCCGCCCCCAGGGGCUGCGACCCCGAGUGUCCCUGCUGGCCUCCCUCCUCCUCCUCCUACUCCUCCUCUUCGUCCGGGUCGUCGUGGCGACGGGACACGCCCCCGGCGGCGGGCUGCCCCGCCCCCUGCGUGCGGCCGCACCUCACGGCCGACCAGCAGGCCUUCACGCGGCUGUGGCUGGGGCUGUGGGCGGGGCUGUGCUUCCUGUCCACGGCCGCCACGCUGGCCACCUUCCUGAUGGACCGCGCCCGCUUCACCUACCCCGAGCUGCCCGUCGUCUACCUGGCCGCCUGCUCGCUGGGCGUGGCCGCCGGCUACCUGCUGCGCCUGGCCACCGGCCACCGCGCCGUGGCGUGCGCGGCGGCGGCCGACGGCGGCGGGGGGGCGGGGCCUGCGCUGGCGCGGGGCGCGGCCGCCACCGGCUCGCCGCUGUGCAUGCUGGUCUUCCUGCUGCUGUACUUCUUCGGCAUGGCGGGCGCCGUGUGGUGGCUGCUGCUGUCGCUCACCUGGUACCUGGCGGCCGGCCUCAAGUGGAGCAGCGAGGCCAUCGCGGGCCACGCCCACUACUACCACCUGGCCGCCUGGCUGCUGCCCGGCGGGCAGACGGUGGCCGUGCUGGCGCUGGGCGCCGUGGACGGCGACGCCGCCGUGGGCGUGUGCUACGUGGGGGGGGGGCGGGGCCUGGGGCUGGUGCUGGCGCCGCUGCUCCUCUACCUGCUGGCCGGCGCCGGCUUCCUGUCGGCCGGCUUCGUCUCGCUGUUCCGCAUCCGCCGCGUGAUCCGCGGAGGGGGCGGAGCCGGGCCGGGCGCCGCCCUGAAGAGCCGCAAGCUGGAGCGCUUGAUGGUGCGCCUGGGGCUGUUCACCGUGCUCUACAUGGUGCCCGCCGUCGCCGUGGUGACCUGCCUGGCGUACGAGCAGCACCGGCGGCGGGAGGCGUGCGCGUCCUGCCCCGCCCCCCACCGCCGCCAGAGGGGCGGGGCCCUGGCGGCGGCGGGCGAGGAGGCGUGGCCCGAGCACGCCGUGCUGAUGCUGAAGCACUUCAUGACGCUGGUGGGGGGGGUGACCUCGGGGGUGUGGGUGUGGUCGGGGAAGACGCUGGGCGCGUGGAGCGGCUUCCUGUCGCGGCGCUGCUGCCCGGCGGCGGCGUUGGGGGCGGGGCCAGGGCCGCGGCCGUCCGAGGGCUCCACCUGCAGCGAGGCGAGCUCCGCCCUCACGCACCGCACCGCCAUCACGCCGUCCACGCUGCACGCCAAGUCCUCGGCCCCGCCCUCGCUGUGAGCAGGACCCACGCACACACCUAUACACACCUGUACAUCCCCCUUACACAAACACCUGUAGACACACACCUGUGGACAAACAGAUGUGCACACACACACACACCUGUAGAUGCACAGCUGAGCACACACACAACCCACACCCCCACACCACACAGCCUCUUGGAACGAAGUUGAACAUUCAUUUAUUAAAUAUGGAAAUGAUGAAGCAGCAGGAAGGACCCCGUCACAGGACGGGACUCACUUCAAGGACUCAAGCCACUCACUGCAAGGACUCCAGGGACGCCCAUCAAGGACUCCAGGGACGCCCAUCAAGGACUCCAGGGACGCCCAUCAAGGACUCCAGGGACGCCCAUCAAGGACUCCAGUGAGUCACUACAAAGACUCCAGUGAGCCACUGAAAGGACACUAAAAGGGAUGAAGUGUACUUUAAAAGUGACUGAAAUAGAGAAUUUGAAAUGGACCUCGGUGUUGCUGGCGCACAGCAGGAUGUCGUCUGCGUCGUUUAGGCUUUUCCUGUGAGUACCUUCGAGAUGUUUUCUGUAUAUACCGUACUGAUGGUUGAACAUUGGCUACUUAGACUAUUUCAGCCCAUAAUACUUUGGAAAUUUAGGUCAAUCGAAAAAAAAAAAAAUACCUCAAUCAUAAUUUAAAAGGAUGUAAAUAAUUGUGUGUCAGUCUCCUAGG